CAGCAGCAUCAGCAGCAGUGCAGCCGGAUCCACGCGCCACCGCCGCGGACCUGCUGGAGGAGGUUUCUCCGGGACAUGUGGACUUCAGAGACGGCUUCUGCGUGUUUCCUGUUGACCUUCAGAGGAAGCUGCGUCCGCCGGUAGAAGACGUGACGCAGACUGCCAUUUUCUUCUUUUUCAAAUUUAUUUCAAACGCACCUGGUUCACGGAGCGCGCGCCCUUCGUUGAACGGAACAUCCAAAUCGGAGCCCACGUCCACGCGCACACCUGCCUCCAAUUUGUCCUGCGUUUUUCAGCUCCGCAAACAUCAGAUGCGGACCAGAUCUCGAAGCUCCGGCUGAGUCCCGCUGCGUCCCGCUGUGGGGAGGAUGCUGAACAGAUCCUGGAUCUGCAGGUCUGCUUGAAGAAGUAUCCAGGUGCUGAACACCACCUCUGGUAGUCAUGAGGAAUAGAGGGCUGAUGACGCAGUCCUAAAGAUUGAUGGAGGGCCAUGCUCUUCAAACAGCAGGCAUUGCUGAGACAGAAGCUCUUUGUUCUGGGCAGCCUCGCUAUUGGUAGUGUCCUGUACCUCGUAGCCAGAGUUGGGACUUUGGAUAGGCUACAGCCCAUUUGCCCGAUUGAGAGCAGAUAUUUAUCCCCCGAGCCAGAACAAAUCCCUCUCCGGAACCUUCAGUUUAAGCGUGGGCUGCUCCAUGAACUACGGAAGGGCAAUGCCACCAAAGAGCAAAUACGUCUGCACAACCUGGUCCAACAGCUGCCUCGAGCCAUCAUCAUCGGGGUGCGUAAAGGGGGCACCCGCGCCCUGCUGGAAAUGCUCAACCUGCAUCCGGCAGUGGUCAAAGCCUCGCAGGAGAUCCACUUCUUUGACAACGACAGAAACUACGCUCGGGGCAUUGACUGGUACAGGGGGAAAAUGCCCUUCUCCUUCCCUCAUCAGAUCACCAUCGAGAAGAGCCCCGCCUACUUCAUCACAGAGGAGGUCCCUGAACGCAUCUUCAAGAUGAACUCCUCCAUCAAGCUGCUGAUCAUUGUCCGAGAGCCCACCACCAGAGCUGUGUCCGACUAUACCCAAGUGUUGGAAGGCAAGGAGCGCAAAAACAAAACUUACCACAAGUUUGAGAAUUUGGCCAUCGACACCAGCACUUGUGAGGUGAACACCAAGUAUAAAGCCGUGAGGACCAGCAUUUACACCAAACACUUGGAGCGCUGGCUGAAGUACUUUCCAGUAGAACAGUUUCACAUUGUAGACGGGGAUCGCCUCAUAACGGACCCGUUGCCGGAGCUGCAGCUCGUUGAGCACUUCCUAAACCUUCCCCCCAGGAUCAGCCAGUAUAACCUGUACUUCAAUGCCACCCGGGGGUUUUACUGUCUACGAUUUAACAUUGUCUUUAAUAAGUGCCUGGCAGGCAGCAAGGGUCGGAUCCAUCCGGAGGUCGACCCAUCUGUAGUGAUCAAACUGCAGAAAUUCUUUCAUCCAUUCAAUCAGAAGUUUUAUCAAAUCACAGGUAGAACAUUUGACUGGCCGUGAUGACAUUUAAACUUCUCCAAUCAGAUUCCUUCUGAAGGUGUGUGUGUAUAUAUAUAUCUAUAUAUCUAUAUAUAUAUAUAGAUAUAUAGAUAUGAUAAAAUAAGCCUUAAGUGCAAUGCUCUUAUUCAAGACUAGACACCUUUAAGAUGAACAACAAAACAACAAAAAUCAUGUUGUUUACUUGAUCUAAACUGCAUGUGAAAUACAGAGUCCAUGACAUCAGAGUCGACUGUUGUGUUAGUUGUUUUCUGUUCAGUCCUUCAUUUAAAACCUUCUAUAAUUUGUCUGUUAAAAAGUGUCCUCCAUUAAAUCUCAAUAAAGUCCCCAAGUUUAGACGGGGUUUUUCAGAAAAUGAUUGAUUA
This is a messenger RNA of Melanotaenia boesemani (Boeseman's rainbowfish), 1890 nucleotides long. Its product is annotated as heparan sulfate glucosamine 3-O-sulfotransferase 5. Gene Ontology annotation, molecular function: [heparan sulfate]-glucosamine 3-sulfotransferase activity. NCBI's taxonomy places the organism in Eukaryota, Metazoa, Chordata, Actinopteri, Atheriniformes, Melanotaeniidae. The coding region runs from base 491 to 1528 and encodes 345 amino acids. The transcript is spliced from 4 exons. The record is from RefSeq and is a predicted model, not a curated record.